Xenia sp. Carnegie-2017 is the source of this 4402-nucleotide messenger RNA. RefSeq lists its product as uncharacterized. Gene Ontology annotation, cellular component: plasma membrane. NCBI's taxonomy places the organism in Eukaryota, Metazoa, Cnidaria, Anthozoa, Malacalcyonacea, Xeniidae. The transcript has 13 exons. The record is from RefSeq and is a predicted model, not a curated record. Bases 387 to 2150 code for a protein of 587 amino acids.
GGGGGAGUUUGACGCUGCACGGACACAUGAAACGCGACGAAUAGUAGAGCCAAUUGCCGUAUGUCAGGUAGCCGGACCUCCCUGGUUCAUUCCAACCGACGAACUUAUUUGGAACUACGGGAACUAAAGAAAAUCGUACAAAUAUUGGUGCGGUAUAUUGAACAUUAAAGCUAUACUUCAAGUGGUACCUCUCUGCUCCGGUGAAGAAAAAUGACAUAGAUGAGCUUGAUGGAUUUAUUUCAACGUAAAGUUUACAUGAAAAUGUUGAAAUUCAGUGUUUCGUCAUCUUGAUACAAACAGCGCAAAUGUGUAGACCGAACACUUCAACUGUAAGUUCCUCUCAGAAUGCCGUGAGUCAUUUUCCCUCUCUUUAAUCAAACUUCUCGAUGCAGAAUUUUGAACUACUGUUGUUGCUUCUUACAUCAGUGGCCAUCUGUUGGUCAGGAGAGUUGAGGUGCCUACGACCAGGCGCGCCUGUUAUUAGCCUUUACAAAGACAACCGUUACUUUCCUGGCCAUGUCGAUGGUCUGGGGGAAAGCAUUGACGUCACAUUUGAGAAUGGUCGACAGCAAACCUACAGUUCUUUUACUAAUGAUGUCAUCGUCGAUGAUCCCCCUGACGUAAAUGAACUGGAGGGUGGAUCACGUGUUCUCGCGAGGCGUCCGAGCUCGGUGUCAUAUGAACCGGGUUUUGUGAAUGGUAGCAUCGAAGGUCUACCGCUGAACAACACUUUUCUCGUGAUGUUUGAUAAUGGAGAUACUAUUGCAAGAAAUAUUGAAGAUAUACGACUUGCAGUGAAACCUCGAUCCUGUAUGAACGAGAAAGGAAUCUAUAUUGGAUGCUUCGAGAAUUCCAUCAAAAGUUUCCUGACCAAUUACUAUCCGGUAAAUCCAACGGAUGUUGCCACCUGCAAUUGGGCGUGCUUCAUACGUGGAUUCCGUUUUGCUGGAUUGCAAAAUGGCACGUGGUGUUUUUGUGGAAACCACGUGAAUGAUUCGUUGAGGGUGGAAGAUAAAGAAUGCAACAUGGCAUGUCGGGAUAGUCGCGAAGAUAUUUGCGGUGGUUAUCAAAGGAUGACCAUUUAUUGGACAGGAGCUGAUUUUACUGAUAAUGGUACCAGUGAUCUUGGAGACAGCACAGCGGUUGGAGACAAACACGUAGGCUCGUGGAAGUCUGAUUCGUCGCCUGAGAGCACGUGCUCAGAUCUUUAUGACAGCACACAAUGUAACGCGUGGGCCGAACUGUCAAAAUGUAUCGAGAAUCCUGAUUGGAUGAUCACCAACUGUAAGAAAAGCUGCUACGCCUGUGGGUAUGAUGACGAACAUGUUGAUAACACCAUUGACAAAGUUGAUUCAAACCUGGAGACGAACGCGUUGUAUCAGUCCCAGGCCAACAGAGAUCGAUUCUCUUCAACUCCUCCGACCACUUACGUUCAAAACUCGUAUUCGUCACCAGACCUCUCGUCCAGGAAGUCGGAUUAUCCGUUGUUAGACGAUAAUAGCAAUAGUCCCGGGUAUCUUGGCUGUUUCCGAGACUUUCCGAGCUCGCACGAUCUUGAAUACCUUGCCGAUAUAAGACCACUUUCCAUACGUGCUUGUGUCACUAAAUGCAAGUCUAUGAGGUUCCCAUAUGCUGGUGCCCAGUCUUCGUCUUCGUGUUACUGCGGCCUGCGCUACGGUAGAUAUGGUCAGCUGGAGUACGAGGAUUGUAAUACGCCAUGUGAGGCCGACUCGUCGGAAAUGUGUGGUGGCAUUGAUAAAAAUUCCGUUUAUCACACAGGAUUUCCUGCUCAAUUUAAAUCCGCUGAUAGCUCGUCAAGAAAUGCAGGAAACGAAGCUUCGUCACCUUUCUCUCAAACUGAACAGCCUGCAAGCAAGCGUUACCUUAGUUACAAUACCUAUACAUCCCAAAAUCAGCCUUCUACGUCGUAUUCUCAAAAAAGCUUUUACCCGAAUGUUUAUUCGCGGCCUGCAUCGCUCUAUUCUCAGUUCGCUAAUCAGCCAAGCUAUACACAGCCCCGAGGCACUCAACCUGUUUAUGCUUACAACUAUCAAAAUGGCAAUAUGGCGCGAGCGGGUAGGAUGAGUUCCAAUAGCGGAGAUUUCCCCGAGCGACUCCAGCUCGUAUCGGUGGAGAGAGACCUUUGCUAGACUGCGACAACAAGAGCAAGAACGCUUUUCCCGACCAUCUUUAUUUAAUCUCAAAAGGCUUAGAGGAACGUGGUCAAAGUCUCUUGGAAAUAGUGCAAAACAUACUAAGUCUAUUGGAAACGAGGCAAAACAUAUUAACGUAGCUAAAGAUUCCAAGAAAACUUUUUUUCUGGAAAAAAUGCUAAGGCUUUCUCAGCUGGCAGAGUUCCACAGUCACUUAUUGUUCAACCCAUAUCACGAGUGAAGUUGAAUUCAGGAAGAACAAAUUCCAAAAGAAAGAUUUUCUCCUUAGUGAAUAAAGCUCCUGGAAAGAACUCGAAACAUUUACACGCGAAAUUCGCCAAGUCAGGAGUAUUUCUUAGAAGAAAAGCUUCAAAAGCAAACAGCUUUUUAGCAUAUUUGCCCCACGAAGUUACCGAAGAUGAGUCGCUUCUGCGCAACGUGUAUCACAUGCUCUCGCGCAUGUUGAAAACUUUUCGAAAGCAUCGCAAAAGUCCAUUAAGGAAGUAUUCUAAAUUUUCGGAAACUAAGCAUAAUAUUGUGACCAAAAGACCAUUGCCAAAAGUUUCAAAUCUUCCCAAUAAAAGUUUUGAGAUAUUGAAGCAAGUUACUGUUUCCAAAAGAGAUAAACCUCAUUCAAAUGGAUCCAAAAGAGAUAAGCCUCAUUCGAAUAAAUCCAAAAGAUAUAAACCUCUUUCAAAUAAAUCCAAAAAAUAUAAACCUCUUUCAAAUGGAUUCAAAAGAGAUAAACCUCUUUCUUCAAAUGGAUCCAAAAGAGAUAAACCUCUUUCUUCAAAUGGAUCCAAAAGAGAUAAACCUCUUUCUUGGAUCCAAAGAGAUGGAUGGAUCCAAAGAGAUAAACUUCUUCAAAUGGAUCCAAAAGAGAUAAACCUCUUUCUUCAAAUGGAUCCAAAAGAGAUAAACUUCUUCCAAAUGGAUCCAAAAGAAAUAAACCUCUUUCAAAUGGAUCCAAAAGAGAUAAACCUCUUUCAAAUGGAUCCAAAAGAGAUAAACCUCUUUCAAAUGGAUCCAAAAGAGAUAAACCUCUUUCAAAUGGAUCCAAAAGAGAUAAACCUCUUUCAAAUGGAUCCAAAAGAGAUAAACUCUUUCAAAUGGAUCCAAAAGAGAUAAACCUCUUUCAAAGGAUCCAAGAGAUAAACCUCUUUCUAAUGGACAAAAGCAACUAAGCAAGCCUUCCUAUCUACACCUGCAAUUAACGACUUCACAAUCACGUAAUAAAACCACCCCUGAAAAUCUGAACGCGCAUAGGAUUGGGCAUUUGUCAACAAUUUCUCAAAACAUAAUCAUGACGAAAUUAAUAUGCAAUCUCGUACACACCCUAAUGUUCCUUUAACUACCCACGAAUCCCUUCAGAACACUAUUCAUCCAAAUGUUCUUCAAACUACUCGCGAAUCUUUUCAUAAGACAGAGGCAGCAAGUGAAGAUGUUCGUCAACCAUCUAUAGAAAAUGGUCAAAAUACUUCGUUCUUGGUUGCGAAGAUGAUAGAAAAGAGUAAUGAAGUAAACUUUCAUAAAACUAGCAUCGGCAAUAGAAAAAUCGUUCACCAGAUUCUUAAAAGCGCCUACCAGGAAAUAGUGACCAUCAAGGCUUAAAAGUAACAGAAGGAAAAGUGUUGUCCGCUAAUAAGGUGAAAAUGAAAGACCUCGAUAAACCAAGAGUUCUAAGCAAAGACACAUCAAUGGAAACGACCGACGACAAAAUUAUCUCGUCUAUAAUGGAUAUGUUAGAGAAAGAUAAGGAUUUGCAAAGUGCUCAGGCCUUUAAAGUCGGGCGAAAGGAAACGAGUGGAAACGAGGUUAAUCGCGGGAGUUCUCUGCCGAAAAUUCACGAUAAAAUCAUGAAGUACGCCGGAAACGUUAAAAGCAAGCAGAGACAUGGAAUUGAAAAAGGUGAACUCAUUACGAUGGGGAAAAGCCGUAAAAAUGAAAACCAAAGAUCUAAGUUAGAGGUGAGCCACAUUGACCAGGAGCUUGAUAAUAUUUACAAGAAAGACAGAAUCGAAAAGGUGAUGAGUUAUGAUGACAGUGAAGAUAAUUUGAUGGAAAAAAACGAAGAAUUUUUAAAAACACACAACAAAUAGCAGCAUUUCAUUUUAUUUUAUGUCAUCGUAAUAUAAAUCUUAUAUAAUAUAAAUCAUAUGUUUUCACAUCAUUUGCAGUUCGGGAGUGUACCAGAUUUAGUCAAGUAGGAUAGUUAACCUUGAUGAAAAUAUAAAACAUUUAAUUUUUUC